AUGAAGCUCCUCGGCAAUAUUCCUGGGGUUCUCUGCACGCUGUUGGCACUAGCCCCAGUGGGAUUCUCGCUUCCUAGAGCUAAAGUGCUCGAUGUCACCGCAGAGGACUUUAUGCGGAUGAAACAGAUCCAAGUGAGAGCUGAUGGUACCUCUGUCAACAAUACGGGAAUUGGGAAUGAACACAGCAUCUGCGCUCCAUGCUCGGCCAGUAUCGGCUAUACACUGGUGGGAGAUGGAUUCCCACACCAGAACUUCGUUAUUACCCAGAAGAGUGGUUCAGUUAUCGAGUGUUCUACCCCCGAAUCGGCUACUAGUACUGGCUACUCCACCACGCUUGAAUGGGGCUUUUCUCUAGGCGUCAACACAGAGUUCGAAUCUUUAGGGUUCGAUGUCUCAGAGUCUGAGAGCUACUCAACGUCCAACUCGUACACCUGUGAUAGCGUUGCUGACGAGGGAGGAGAGAUUUGCGUUAUCUUCUACCAGGCUGUCACGGCGUUUACUGUGCAAGUGCAGAGAGUCCAGAAUUGCGGCUGCGAGGUUGCGCCUCCCAAUGAAGACCUGGGGCAGGCCAUUAUCUAUGCGCCCAAUGCAAACCAAGUUGGCAGUACCACUGGAAGAGGCGUCAAUGUGCCUACCCAUGGUGUUGAGCAGUGUUACGGUAACAGUGACAGAACCAUUCUCUACUUCUGUGGCCCUGCGGGAGGCCCUGAAUGGUGGACUGGUAGGGGUGAUGGUCCCUGGAUUGAUGACUUUGUGAACCAGCGGGUGCCUGCUGACUGCCCCAUCCCUAUCGAAGCCAACCGUUACCGGGACUGA
This is a messenger RNA of Penicillium lagena, 816 nucleotides long. RefSeq lists its product as uncharacterized. NCBI's taxonomy places the organism in Eukaryota, Fungi, Ascomycota, Eurotiomycetes, Eurotiales, Aspergillaceae. The record is from RefSeq and is a predicted model, not a curated record. The transcript has a single exon. The coding region runs from base 1 to 816 and encodes 271 amino acids.